Aspergillus ibericus CBS 121593 is the source of this 1605-nucleotide messenger RNA. RefSeq names its product GNAT family N-acetyltransferase. Gene Ontology annotation, biological process: mitotic sister chromatid cohesion. Lineage: Eukaryota; Fungi; Ascomycota; Eurotiomycetes; Eurotiales; Aspergillaceae. The record is from RefSeq and is a predicted model, not a curated record. The transcript has a single exon. Gene Ontology annotation, cellular component: NatA complex. The coding region runs from base 132 to 1277 and encodes 381 amino acids.
GCCCUCUGCUCGUUCCCCUCCUCUCCCCUCACAGCGCUUCUGGAUGCCCGUUUGCUUGCCAUAGGUGCGCUAGAGGAAGCAGACCACUUCGACAGCGUGGUCGACACAUCACAUCUGCUUCUACAUCCACCAUGGCCUUCCAGUUCUUCGCAAAGGCGCAUCAAUCCAAAGCGCCCACUUCUCCACCUUUGUCUCCCCCUCAGGCGCCAGCGUCGAUAACUUCCUCGUCUUCAAACAACCCCCACGCCAGGCCGCCCAUAUGUCCGCCCCCCUUUGUUAUACCGUCUACUUCGGGCUCACCUUCUGUGAGCCUGGCAGCCAAACUUCAGCCUCCAGCAGGCCGGGACUCGACUUUCCAAGCGGUUGCAUACCCAAAUCCCAUCGCAUCAGGCCACCCCACUCCGCACCCGCAUGUUAGCGUUGAGGUAGUGGGCACAGCUCACAUUCCUUCUCUCACACGGAUCACGGGCUUGUUGCUUCCCAUUCGCUAUCCGAAUUCCUUCUACACAGCCACGAUCACGGAUCCCGUGAUCGCGUCGCUGUCCCGCGUGGCCGUCUACCAUGAUCAUCCGGUAGCUGCCGUGCCCGCCUCCGCACCGCCAUCUUCAUCGACGAGCUUGCAGACUUCAACGACAGGAACUGACAAGGUCAUUGGGGGAAUCAGGUGCCGACUGGAGCGGCUGCCGCCCACUACCGCGGGUAUUUUGCAAGGCCGCUCGAAUGCCGAGCCGACAAAUCUCUACAUUCAGACCCUCCACCUUCUCUCUCCUUAUCGAGGAUGUGGAAUUGCGGCAUCGCUCCUUAAUUCACUACUCUUCGCGCCAGAUACGUAUUCUUCUAGUUCCUCGGGCUCCCGAUCUAGUCAGCGAGUGUCAGAGCUGGUGAGACAUUACAAUAUUCGCACCGUCACGGCCCAUGUUCACGAGGCCAACGAAGAAGGUCUGAGGUGGUACGUUGCACGUGGGUUCAAGGUCGAAGAUGGGAUCGUGGAAAACUAUUACCGUCGCUUGAAACCUUCCGGGGCAAGGAUAGUCAAACUCAUCCUCCAGUGGACUGAUGUGGAUAGCGAGGACACUUCUGCUCGCAACAAGGAUCUAGAUCGGCGCAAAGCACCUAGGGAUGACGAUGACGACUGGGAGAAAGUCGAGGCCGAAGACGGCGAUGAUGAGGAAGACCAUGGAGUGCAACCCUUUGCAGAUUCGGAUUCUAAGCUUCUUGAGGUUGACGAUGGUGUGAGCAGGAAGCGUAAAGCCGAUGAAGAGCCUCAGCGGUCAUGACUUUCCUUUACUUGUCUAGAAGCAUAGAAGCACUGAUACUAUUGCUUAUGUGUCUUGGUUUGCUCCUGUCUCUUGUUGUUUUGGCGUUUUGAAUUUCUCACCAUCAUUUGAUACCCCUACCUUUGUCCAGUCCAUUAGGAUAGAUCCACAUACUGCCCUCCUUUCCAGAUUGUCUUCAUUUGCUUAUGUCCGGGUUGUGAAUACACCUCUACAUAGACUAGUCGAGCUCCUAUCAAUACUCUCAAGCAGUGGCGCGCACUACCCCUUAUUCUAGCAUAGCAGCCCGCAAACUAUGGCUUCUAGCAGUGAAUGCAUGCCUCCAAGAACC